AGGAAAAAGACCAGUUUCACUCUCAGGAAUCACAUACAGUCUGGACUGUUUGACAGCAGUAGCUCACACUCCCAGAUCUUCAUGCAAAAUGACACUGUCAAGGACUGUUAACUUGAUGUGCAUCCUGGUGAUGUUAACAGUGGGUUGCACUGCAGCAGACAUAGAAAUGACAGCCUUCAUUGGAGAAAAUGUGCUCCUACCGUGUCCCUGCUCUGAAACAACUGAUCAAGUGACAUGGCAGAUAAACGGCAAGCCAAUUGUGGUGAACCACUAUAAUGCUGAGGACAACACACCACGAGAUGAUUCAUUCACGAACAAGAGUCGCCUCUUCCUGCCCUAUCAGAAAGGAAACUGCUCUCUUCUUCUGUUCCAAGUCUCCUCUGAAGAUCAGAAGAUUUUUACGUGUUAUACUUUUAAUGAAUCUCAUAUGAAUACACAAAAUAUUAAUCUGACUGUUAUAGCAGAAUUGCCUGAAAGGGAUCCUUCAACAGAUCCUUUGCCUAUAGGAGAGACUAAAAAGCUUCAUGCAGGUCUCUUGGUUGGAAUUCUGUUAACACUUGCAGUGGUUUCAGGAGUACUUGGGUUCCUGCUGCUCAGAAAACAGCGUCAAAGGACACAAAGAAUGGGUUUCAUGGAUCCACAGGCAGGACUGCCAAUGGUGAAACCCAGUCCCGUGUGACAAACAUCAUCAAGUAACAUAAUCUCAUGUGACCCGUUAUCAUGGCUCUUAACUGUGAAGACGCCUUGGACUGAAUGCGAUCAACAUGAUUGUUGGGCAUUAGGAUGUUUGUUACUGAUGUUGACCACUGUAACACACUCCGUCUGUAUUUAUAUAUACAUUUGUACAUUAUCACAGGCAAUUACAUUAUUGUGAUCGAGUGAAAACAGGCAGAAUGUUUUGCAAUAAGGGAGUGAAUACUGUGAAUGUAGCUUGACAACACUUGUGGUUAUAAGCAUUCGUAUUUCCCAUGAGAACUUUCUCUCAGUGUUUUGAUAUUAAAGUGAGCAUUGCUGUCUGUGGAGCGGAACAGGAAAAACUAGUCAGAGCUGACACACGAAACCUGCGUUUACCAUUCCUUAUUUUUGGGGGAGGCAGAGGUGUUGCAAAACAGUCACGGCAUGAACAGCUCUUACAGCACCAAAGCACGUUCAGGUCUCCUUGUGUUUUAUGUCAUUUUGUAACCCCUACGACGAUAAAGGAAAGUUAAAUACACUCUAAUGAAAACAGGCACUAAAUUGUCACUGGUGUAUGUCUUCAGCAGCCUUCUAGUCAGGCAGAAGGGAACCCUCAGAGCCUGCUAGGCCUUAAGAGAAAGCGUAAUGAUUUUUGGGAAGUCCAAAAUGUUUAGUUCAUUUUUUAUUCUCUAAAAUUCUGCCUAUAUUUAAACUCAUCUAUUACAUUACUAUUCUUGUUCGACUGUUCUGGAUGGAAAAUUCUACUGCUGAGAAGAAAAUUAUACAAUCAUGAAUGGUUUUUCUCUGUGGUAUCUAGGCAGAUCUAGCUAAGUGAGCUCUCCUAUUGGUUCAAGAGCUGGAGUGAAGGAACGCAUUUGACCACUUAACUGUCAGCCUAAUUAGGAAGUGACAAUGGAAUUAACUAAUUAUGUUUUGAUCUCCAAAUGGCAGGACCGGUAUUGUGAGAAAAAAACGUCACUCUAGGUCUUCAGGAAGCCCUAGAUAUAUCACUGACUGUUAAUACGAGUGGAAGUUCUAUACCAGAGCUCACUACUGAAAGUGUCACUUUGAAACUGAUACAUGGUACAAUAUAUGCUAACUUGUCUGUCACAAGCUUUAAGUAAAACAAGGAAUGUCUUUUAAAAGCUCCAAAUGUCUGUGUAAUGUUCAUGCAAAUGGCCAAGCACAAACAAACUACUAGAACCCCAUAUGGAUGCUAGCAGAACUAAACUUUGUCACAGAGGUGGCUUUUUCCAUUAGUUUUAACAUGUAUUGCUCAAAUUUGAAGCACUAGCUAUAGUGGUCAUGUUUUGCCACUGUAGUUGGGGAACAUAACUGUACCAUAUUAUAUUGCAGAUCUCUUUUUUAAGUUGCAUGGACUCCAUACACACCCCAUCUUGACAGCAGGCUUUUUUUCGUACCUUUGAGGAUACAUGUGCAUUGUUUGCACAGUACCCUUUUCUUCUGACUUUGUUAAGAAUAUAUUAAAAAGGAGACAAGAAAAAACAAACAGGAGAAUUGUCGUCCCCCUGGACUUUAUCACUGGCCCUCCCAUUAUGUUGCACUCUUUGUUAUUUAUAUCUUUAUAUCAAGAGCCAAAGGUUAGUGGUGCUCACUGUAAGUUUUACUCUAGCUAAAAGUUCAAGAGGACUUUCUGUAUGUCCUGUAUAGUAGACUGACAACCCCACCUGAAUGUUUCACUGUACUCUGAUCAUUUAGAGUAGAUCAUUUUUUAAAUGUAUGCAUUGGCAUUAUGUUCACACUUAAACCUCCAUCUUGGAAGGUUUUCUUCUGGUGUUUGUUUUUGUUCUAAUGCUGUACUCCCUAUGGGAUAUUUUGGCUUGCUUGUAUUUAAAACAAAUACUGAUUAAGUGUAUUUUUGAAUGUUAUUACUUCUAAUAAACAAUGUUUUGUAAAUACUUUUA
Molecule: messenger RNA, 2600 nt
Organism: Pygocentrus nattereri (red-bellied piranha)
Lineage: Eukaryota; Metazoa; Chordata; Actinopteri; Characiformes; Serrasalmidae
Exons: 6
Coding region: 89-679 (196 amino acids)
Biological process (GO): T cell costimulation; negative regulation of T cell proliferation; immune response
Cellular component (GO): external side of plasma membrane
Source: RefSeq, a predicted model, not a curated record